Molecule: messenger RNA, 2548 nt
Organism: Gracilinanus agilis (Agile Gracile Mouse Opossum)
Lineage: Eukaryota; Metazoa; Chordata; Mammalia; Didelphimorphia; Didelphidae
Gene: EFCC1
Product: EF-hand and coiled-coil domain containing 1
Exons: 7
Coding region: 1-1839 (612 amino acids)
Molecular function (GO): calcium ion binding
Source: RefSeq, a predicted model, not a curated record
AUGGAGCCCGGGCCCGCGGACGCCUGGGACCCGUACCGCCGCCCGGCGCGCCGGACGCAGUGGCUGGUGAGCGCCCUGGCCCAUCACUACCGGCUAGACCGAGGUGUGGAAAACGAGAUCGUGGUGCUGGCCACUGGUCUGGACCAGUACCUGCAGGAGGUCUUCCACCACCUGGACUGCAAAGGGGACGGCCGCCUGUCCGGGGAGGACUUCCGCGUGCUGUGCAGGGUCCUGGGGCUCCGGCCCGAGGAAGGAUGCAGCGGGGAGACAGAGGAGGAGGACGAAGAGGAGCGCGCCGCGCUCUGGGACGACCUGGCCCCGGAGCUCACCUUCCGCCAAUUCCACGCUCGCCUCUGUGGCUACUUCAGCACCCGAGCGGGGGCACGGGAGGGCCCCGAGGGCAACCGCCUGCCGGUGGGCCCCGAGAGUGAGCACAUUGAGACCCAGAUCCGCCUGCGCAGCCCCCUGCGCCGGCGCCGGGAGCGACUUGGGGCGUCUGCUGUCCCAGCUGCGUCCGGGCGCACCCGGAGCUCCCCUCCCACCUCGGGGGUCGCCGGCGCGGGCUCUGUGGGCUGCUCGAGGGAGUGCUACGAGGAGGUGGUGGCUCUGGAGCAGGCAGAGGACCGCGUUGCCAAGCUGGAGGAGGAGAACGCCAGCCUUCGGGAACUUGUGGAGGACAUGAGAGCCGCCCUCCAGAGCAGCGACGCACGCUGCCUGGCACUGCAGGUGGGACUCUGGAAAAGCCAUGCCAGUAACAAGCAAGAUGGCAGCUGCUUCUCUGGGUCCAGGAUGUCAUCAAGCCAUGGAGCCCCCCAGACCACCAAAGGCCUCCAGAGCAUGCUAAAGGAAGUCGAGCUGAUCCGGAGCUCCAGGGAUGGUCAGAUCGAAGAAGCGAUUCAGGUGAAUCAAGAAUUGACCAAGGAGUUGAGGCAGUGCCAGGAAGCCCUGGUGGCCUCUGAGGACUGCAACCGCCAUCUCAAGAAGGAGCAGGCAGAAAUGAGGAAGAAAGUGGAGGAGGCCAGGCAGGCAGUGCUGAGUGGCCUGGGGAAGGUGAGGGAGCUGGAAGCCCAGGCCACCCAAGUACUGCAUCUCCAGAUGUGCAUCCAGCAGCUGGAACUAGAGCUACGGUAUUACAGGUCAGAAAUCAGGAAGCUACCUGCCCCACUGAAUGAUCAGACAACGCCACCAGAAGAUGGUGAGUCAGAAACUGGAAGAGCUUCCUCUCCUGAGCAGCCAGAUGGAAUCUCUCCUCCUGAGGGGGCAGGAGCUUCAGAAGACAGUAUAAGCGGCAGAUAUGCUGAUGAAGGAGAUGAGCAGCUGUUUCGCUCUGUGGAGGGUCAGGCAGCUUCAGAUGAAGAGGAGGAAAAGUGGACGGGGGAGCAGCAGACCCAGGUGGCGGAAGUGAAGAAGCUACUGGCCCGCAUUUCUAGCUGUGGGAAUGGAUGUGAUGACAAAACAGCCAAGAAGCUCAUGUCCUACUUUGGCCACUUUGGCAGUGAUGAACACACCAGUGCCCUGGGGGAACUGGGAGAGCAGAUUGUUACCCUGACAGAGCAGCUGGGGAACAUGGGUCAAGACGUGAAGGUGCUUGACCUCGGUGAUCAGGAGGUGAGAUGCCCAAGACAGCUUGGCCCAAAUAUAUCAAAAAGAGUCUUGGGGAAAAUGUUGCUGAACACCUUGGAAUCCUGUCAGGACCCCCAACAUGAGAAGGCCCAUACCUUUGAAGUCCUAGAUGCCUUGUACCGGACCCUGGCGAGCUGUGAACUCCUACAGAAACAGCCUUUGGAGCAGACCCAGGCGCCCCAAGCCCUCGCCAACCAGCUCAUCAUCUCCUGUUGAGCGUUGGGGUCCUUCCCAGCUCUACAGAGACCUGCCUGCAGCCAAGCUCUGUAGUAGAUCUACAGCCACUUGAAAUACAAGUGGACAUCCCUACUGGGCCCACCAAGUACAGAACCUCUACAAAGGAAUCCCUUCCCCUUGGACACUUGACUGCCCCAUGAGCUCUCCUACAAUGAAGUGUUUCAGGGGCCACUGGGACUCCCACUGCUGAUAAAACAAUACUCCCACCACCGAGGUUAAUCUGUGGAGGACAAGGUUGGGCCCAGACCUGGUCUGAGAGGUUGAUGGGACCCCAAGAAUCACAGGGCCAACACCUGCAUCUAAUUGGGGCUUCCCUCAUCAGGGCCAUCCUACCUUGGGGAUUGCAUCUCUCCCUUUGACUGAAUGGUGCUUCACGUUGAUAAUUUUCCUCCUGGGCCAUAUCCAAACUCCUAAUUUAUGCUGAUAAAUUUCAGUUUAAACCUGUCAGAUUAAAGCUGUCAGAGCUUUUCUGACACCCUACAACCCCUUGCAACCUCUGGGCCUUCCUCCCACCAUAAGAUUCUCUCCUCUUCCAGGCUGGGGUUCCCUCCACUAAAACCUAUGAAAUCGGGCAACCAUUCAGGCUUUACUGCAACCUAAACGUGUACCCAAAAUUGCCCUGGGCACCACAGGGGAAGAGAAGAACAAAAAUAAAUAAAUAAAUGAAAAGAUUGGGGAAACUAGAAUA